Cotesia congregata is the source of this 397-nucleotide messenger RNA. The record is from the annotation of a GenBank genome assembly. Lineage: Eukaryota; Metazoa; Arthropoda; Insecta; Hymenoptera; Braconidae.
AUGGUUUGCCUAAAAACUGCAAUUGUUCUCGCGGUCUUGGCUUCUGCUGUCAAAGCUGCUGAAGAAGAAAAAACGAAUACAAUGAAAAUAUUUGUCCACUGUUCACCAACAAAUGUCAAUGUAAAAUACACACCAGAAGCGAAUAUAGCUGGUAAAUUUUAUUUUGAAAACUCUACAGAUCCGACGUGUCAAAAAGAAUUUUCAAAAGGAGCUGAAGAAACGUUAAUGGUGGAUUAUGAAACUUGUGUUCCGGACGAGAGUAAAAACUUUAGCAUUAUUGUCGAGUACGUUAAUGAAGCAAAUGAAACUAAAAAAUCCCGUGGGUCUGGUAAGUAGUUGUCAACCGAUACCUGUUGAGAUUUCUAUAUUUCUAAAAGUCAAAGUAGAGUGUCAGUAG